AUGUGUUUUAGAAGGUGUACCAACCGUGCUGGUUAUAAGUUGCUCGUCUUUGCUUUGCUCAGCAUCGUGGCCAACAUUGUACUUUAUUUUCCCCAUGGCGAGACAAGAUAUGCUGCAGAGCAUCAUCUCAGCAAAUAUGUGGAGUGCCUAAAUGGCAUUCUAGGUGGAGGCAUUUUGGUCCUCAUCCCAGCUGCAGUCUUCAUUUGCCUUUACAGUGAGGACUGCUGUGGGUGCUUUGGCCGUGAGGGCUGUGGGAAAGGCUGUGCGAUACUGUCUGCAGCGCUGUCAGCCUUUAUUGGGAUGCUUGGUUCUGGAUACUGUGUCAUCAUUUCAGCACUGGGCUUGUCUUAUGGACCAUAUUGUUUUAGUCGCCUACAAAGAAGGUGGAUCUAUCCUUUUGCUGAUUCCUCUGGAAGUUACUUGCUUGACUAUGAUAGGUGGUCUGAAUGUCAAGAACCUUAUAACAUCGUGCAGUGGAACAUUACCUUCUUUUCCCUCCUCAUUGUCUUCGGAGUACUAGAGUUCCUUUUAUGCCUCGCGCAGAUAAUCAGGGGCAUGUUUGGAGGACUAUGUGGGUUGUGCUGCAGUGAUGAGGAGACAAGUGUUUGCUAG
Merops nubicus (carmine bee-eater) is the source of this 612-nucleotide messenger RNA. RefSeq names its product transmembrane 4 L six family member 1 (gene TM4SF1). The record is from RefSeq and is a predicted model, not a curated record. The transcript has 5 exons. Gene Ontology annotation, cellular component: membrane. The coding region runs from base 1 to 612 and encodes 203 amino acids. NCBI's taxonomy places the organism in Eukaryota, Metazoa, Chordata, Aves, Coraciiformes, Meropidae.